Messenger RNA from Drosophila eugracilis, 1478 nucleotides. It is a transcript of the gene Cox10, whose product is annotated as protoheme IX farnesyltransferase, mitochondrial. Gene Ontology annotation, cellular component: mitochondrion; membrane. Bases 146 to 1321 code for a protein of 391 amino acids. Gene Ontology annotation, molecular function: protoheme IX farnesyltransferase activity. The record is from RefSeq and is a predicted model, not a curated record. The transcript is spliced from 4 exons. NCBI's taxonomy places the organism in Eukaryota, Metazoa, Arthropoda, Insecta, Diptera, Drosophilidae. Gene Ontology annotation, biological process: heme biosynthetic process.
UCAACAUUUUUGUAAUUUAGGAUCUGGUAACACUUAAGCACAAUGUGAUUUUUAAAAACCAUAAUAUUGAUGUUUAAAAGUAAUUGAAACUAAACACGACUAGAACAAUGAAAUAACAUAAGCCAUUAAAUCACAGUGAAUAAUAAUGAUAUUAUUCAAAGGAAUUCGGAGGGUGCAAACCCAGCUAAAAACGCCGGUUGAUUUGGUGCUUAUUCGGUACUCCACUGCUGCAACAAUAUCUGCCCAUGAUGACAAAGGUAUCAAUCCAUUGCCGACAGAGUCCAAGGCGGUAAAGGUCCAGCAUUUACCAGAAACUAAAAUUUCUUGGAUGCCGAGCCCGUACACCAUCCCCGGAAAAACGUUCAGUCAGUACAAGAAGCUAUCCAAAUUCCGACUGACAUCUCUGGUUGUUAUAACAACAAUGGGGGGUUAUGCGAUGGCACCAGCUGCCUUUGAUCCCACCACUUUUGCGAUGUGCACCGUGGGCACCGGACUCGUUUCGGCUGCGGCAAAUGCCAUAAAUCAGUAUCACGAAGUUCCUUUCGAUUCCCAAAUGUCAAGGACGAAGAACCGAGUGCUCGUCACGGGACAAAUGACUCCUCUGCACGCCGUCACCUUCGCUGCGGUGUCGGCAACUGCUGGAUUAAGUAUGCUUUAUUUCGGUGCAAAUGGAUUAACAGCAGCGCUGGGAGCAGGAAAUCUAUUCCUCUACACCACGAUUUACACGCCCAUGAAACGAAUGAGCAUAGUUAACACCUGGGUCGGUUCGAUUGUGGGAGCCAUUCCUCCUCUGAUGGGUUGGGCUGGAUGCGCUGGCACUCUGGACGCCGGAGCCAUGAUCCUAGCCGGAAUUCUCUACGCGUGGCAGUUCCCACACUUCAACGCUCUAUCAUGGAACCUCCGGCCAGAUUACUCGCGUGCCGGCUACCGGAUGAUGGCCGUUACAAAUCCUGGUCUUUGUCGCCGCACCGCCUUACGAUAUUCGGUGGCUAUUGCCGGACUGUCGGUAAUGGCACCAGUUUUAGACGUCACGAACUAUUGGUUUGCUUUGGAAACACUACCUCUGAACGCGUAUUUCACCUACCUCGCAUAUAAGUUUUAUGAAAAAUCGGAUAGCGGAAGUUCACGGAAGCUUUUCCGAUUUUCAUUAAUCCACCUGCCCGCCCUGAUGUUGCUGUUUCUGGCCAACAAGAAGGAAUGGUAUUUCAGCAAACCCACAGGAGAAGAAAAGAAGAAGGAUUCAGCUUACAUCGCAAUAAAACAGUCUGCUAGUAGUCUUGGAAACGUCCUACCGGUCGCCGUAGCUGAAGCCCCGAGAUAGUAAUAUUUAUAUUGAUACGAAAAAUGUAUCGAAAAAAAUAUACUUAGUGUUCUUCAACUUGUAAAAAAAAUAGUUGUUUUACGUGAAGCGAAAACAUACCUCAGAGGUGCAAAUAUUUCUUGCUUCACAAUAAUAAAUGACUCCACGUUCUUGAUAA